This is a messenger RNA of Manihot esculenta (cassava), 896 nucleotides long. RefSeq names its product 21 kDa protein. Gene Ontology annotation, biological process: negative regulation of catalytic activity. The record is from RefSeq and is a predicted model, not a curated record. The coding region runs from base 25 to 705 and encodes 226 amino acids. NCBI's taxonomy places the organism in Eukaryota, Viridiplantae, Streptophyta, Magnoliopsida, Malpighiales, Euphorbiaceae. The transcript has a single exon. Gene Ontology annotation, molecular function: enzyme inhibitor activity.
AUGGCGAGCCUUUUCGUCCUAUAAAUGGCGAGCCUUUUCCCAUUAUCUUCAUUAUCAGCCAAAUUAGCUUCAAAGUUCUCAAGUAGCCAGAGAGACAUGGCGGGUUUCCCCUCUACUUCUUUUGUUAAAUUCUUCAUCAUUCUUCUUGCCAUUAGUUUCCACAUAAAAACUCUCUCAGCUGCAAGAGCUCUCAGUCACCCAAAAACCAACACAGAAUUUAUAAAAACAUCUUGUAGUACAACUACUUAUCCAAGACUAUGCUAUAGUUCCCUUUCCGUCGAAGCAAGCAAAAUCCAAAGCAGCCCCAAGCUCCUAGCCACUGCAGCCCUCAACGUGACAUUAGCACAUGCAAGAUCAACUUCCACCUCGAUGAAAAAACUCUCUCACACGCAUGGCAUGAAGCCUACGGAAGUGGCAGCUAUGCAAGACUGUGUGGAGGAGUUGAGUGACACAGUAGAUGAGCUUAGGAAAUCCAUUGACGAAAUGGGCAAGGCCAAAGGGUCCGACACUCAGCUCAUGAUUAACGACAUACAAACAUGGGUUAGUGCCGCCUUGACUGACGAGACUACUUGCACUGAUGGGUUCGCUGAGAAUUCCAUGGACGGAAAUGUGAAGAGUGAAGUUAGGAAAAAUAUUCUGAAUAUUGCACACUUGACUAGUAAUGCAUUGUCCCUGAUCAACAAUUACGCCUCUCUUCAUGGUUAAAUCGUCUCUGGGACGAUGAUGUUAAUUAUUUCUCAAUCAAUUAUUCUAGUUAAAGUAUUGAGGCAAAAUAUUCCAUAGUUUGUCUGUAACAGAUAUAUAGUGUGAUAGUCGCGUCAAUAUGGAUGGCCACAUGCCUCCAUUAGGAUAUUAUGCUAGUUUCUAUAAAUAAAAAUCAUGUUUUAUCAUUCUAA